CUCGGACCAAGGUAGUUUCUAAAUGCAUAUCGAUUUCAAUCUUCCUCGGAAUCCCGAAUAAGUCGGAAGUGAAGAGCCGAGUUGGUCGAGUCUGUCUUCGACUUUGCGCUUGUAUCCAAACCUCGGCAAUUCGACCCCACUGUCGAUCUCCCGUAGCGCAUCUCCAAACCCAUCGAUAUACCUACAAAGCGAGGCCGAUGAAGACAUCCACCUAUAAUAAUGGACAUUGCUGCAAAGAUCAGCGAAUCCCGAGCAUCUCCUGAAACAUGAAAGCCAUACGCAUAGAUGAGUUUGUGAGGGACCUCGCAACAUUGAGCCCAAAAGAUGUUCCCUCUCCAAAACCCAAGGGUCCGCGUGACAUUGGAGUUCAAAUCACACAUGCAGCCUUGACACAUGUGGAUAUGUUAUAUGCGCAAGGUUUACAUCAGAACAAUGGUCGACAUGUGAAACCGCCAUUCAUAUUAGGAAACGAAUUUGCCGGGAUCGUAACAUCAGCACCGCCGUCAUCAAGUCUGAGACCAGGAACACGGGUUUUCGGCGCCACGCUUGGUUCCUUUGCAGAGCACAUCUAUGCCGACGAGAACGGCUUGCGGGAGGUCCCUAAGCAAUGGACCAACGCUGAGGCUUGCGCUGUAGGCGCCUCUGGAGCCAUUAGCUGGGGCAGUCUGGUGUCAGUAGCGAAUUUAAAGCGGGGUGAGACUGCGUUGAUUUUGGGGGCCUCUGGCGGGUUGGGGGUGAUGGCUGUGCAGAUUGCAAAGGCACUCGGGGCCAAGGUGAUUGCCGUUGUUGGCGACGAGGAAAAGGCGCGGAUGAUUAAGAGUACAGGAGCGGACGGCGUCGUCGACUAUCAUGAGAAGGAUUGGGAGAACAAGGUCAAGGCAAUGACUGAGGAUGGGCAGGGUGUUCAUGUGGUAUAUGAUGCGAUCGGAGCGGUCGAAAGUGGACUGAGGUGCUUGAGAUAUCGAGGAAGACUUGUGAUCGUUGGGUUCGCUGCCAGAGAAGGGAAAAUGGAAAAUAUACAGGCAAACCGGAUCCUUUUGAAGUCUGCCAUGGUGCAUGGAUAUAGGUUCGGCGAGGACGGCCGCCAGGAUCCAACCAGAACAGAGGAGGUCUGGAAUGGUUUUAUGGAUUUGGUGGUGAAAGAAAGUAUCAAACCAAUCAUCUAUAAGAAGAACUACGUCGGACUUGAGUCUGUAUCACAGGCAUUAAUUGACCUAGGAAAACACACUGUAUGGGGGAGGGCGAUUGUACGGAUCAAUGAGGAGGCAGAAAGGGAACUCAAGGCUCGAUUGUGAGUGUGUGUGAAGGACUUUGCACCUCAAACGAGAUGAAUGUGGAGCAAAUGUGAAUUCAAUUUGUCGUUGUAUCCUUGUUGCUGCCUAGGUGAAUACAAU
Molecule: messenger RNA, 1394 nt
Organism: Aaosphaeria arxii CBS 175.79
Lineage: Eukaryota; Fungi; Ascomycota; Dothideomycetes; Pleosporales
Product: zeta-crystallin
Exons: 4
Coding region: 267-1295 (342 amino acids)
Cellular component (GO): mitochondrion
Molecular function (GO): zinc ion binding; oxidoreductase activity
Source: RefSeq, a predicted model, not a curated record